AAUAUUUCUGCAAAAGUGUAAAUAAAAAAGUGAAAGAAAACAUGGAUCAGGACAAAGCAGAGCAGGAGCCAGAUGCUGGCUCGGGCUCGUCCAACGAGGAUACCGACGAGGAUGUGGACAUUGAGGAUAUUGAGGAGAGUCCACGUGGACGCAAGAGUGUUAGCGCCAUUAUAGCCGAAAUGGCCAUACGGAACGAGCAGGAGGCGGCCAACAGCAGCAGCAAUGCGCGCACCCAAAAGGAAGACGAUCAAAAGCGAAUGGAGUUAGCUCGUCUCUCACCGGCUGCCAUGGCCGCCUACAUACGUGAGCUGGAGGCGGAACUGUACGAGCUGAGCCAGCGGGAGGCGCGGGAGCUGUCGCGCAGCAAACACCUGCGCAUCUUUGGCAACAAUCGCAGGCGCUCCAGCAAGUGAGCAGAGCGGCCAGUAGGGGAUUACCGCUGCCUUAUACGCUCGUAUAUCAAAUAAAUGACCAUCGAUUGAAUGAAAGUAAA
Molecule: messenger RNA, 493 nt
Organism: Drosophila navojoa
Lineage: Eukaryota; Metazoa; Arthropoda; Insecta; Diptera; Drosophilidae
Gene: wuc
Product: Wake-up-call
Biological process (GO): regulation of DNA-templated transcription
Cellular component (GO): DRM complex
Source: RefSeq, a predicted model, not a curated record